CGCGACGCGACGCGACCGCGAUGGCGGGCGCGCGACGAAGCGCGCGCGGCGCGGCGAGCGACGCGCCCGCGGCGAGCGCCGACGCGAGCGACGCGCGGAAGAAACGCGCGAAGGCGAAAGACGCGACGAAAUCGUCGAACGCGAAGACGGACGCGCGAUCGAACGGAAAGGCGAAGGCGCGCGCGGUGUCCGCGCCCGCGGUCGCGGAUGGGACUCGGUUGAAGCGGGAGACGGCGUUCCUGUGUCACGCGCAGUUUAAGAACGAUCUGCCGGCGGUGCCGAUCGAUUGGAAGAUGUUGCAGACGAGGGUGGAUCGACGGGCGCUGACGGAGUACUCGCACUUGUCGCUGUACGACGGGUUGCGGAAGCGAGGGGACUUUAGCGAGGAUUUAGGGAUACCUUUGGAUCCUGCGCUGAUGCGGGCGUAUCGGGUGCCGACGCGGCGGGUGGCGAUGGAUCCGGAGGAUCACGAAUUGACGAUGAGCUCGGCGGAGCGCGAGGGGAAGCGCAACGGGGCGAUCGGGACGAGCGGACGCGCGGUGAGCAGACCGGACGCCUCCGACGCGCUUUGGUUGAUGAACACGCAGUACAUCUCCGCGGGGAGCAUCAAGGCGCGCACGGGGUUGAGCGAGAAGGAGAUGAAACGCCGAAGACUCGAGGCGCAGGGGGGCGCCGCGGAGCCAGAGGUCGAGCUCUCGCAAGUCGAACAAAUCGAAGCCUCGUUCGCGGCGGCGAAGCGACCUCCGGUGCAUCCGACGAACAAGAAGGCCAAAGUGGUGGAGGUUCUUCCCGUGCUGCCCGAUUUCGAGCGCAUCGCGAUGGACUACGUGCGCUUGAACUUUGACGAGAAGCAGGAAACCGACGUCGCGUCGCUCUCGGGCAAAUCCGCGGAGACGAUUGAAAACGCGUUGAACUGCGGGGUGGUAAAACCGUUCAGCAUCGUGAACGAGCGCAAUCAAACCGAACGAUUCUUAUCGCUCAUGCUUCCGCAAGACCCCGAUGCGGCGAUGGAGGAGGACUUUCUCGCCUUGGACGGCGAGCCGCGCCAAUACGACCACGUUCGCGACUACGUGUACAAGAUUCACCAAGACGAUCCGAAUCUCGGAGGCGGGAACAUGUGCUUCUUCUUUAAGAAGGACCGCGUCACGUACGUCGACUUACACACCAAACUCACGCUGUCGAAGCGAAGCAAGCACUCGAAGGGUAAAGAGGCGACGGAUUCUUGGAAACCGAGCGAGGUGACACUGCAACGGCGACGCAUGACGGAGGAAGAAAAGAGCGCGCUGGACGCGAAGCGCGAGAGCAUCAGAGCGGGGGCGUGAUCAUCUAUCAUCUUUUAGCAUUG
This is a messenger RNA of Ostreococcus lucimarinus CCE9901, 1345 nucleotides long. RefSeq lists its product with no specific name. The record is from RefSeq and is a predicted model, not a curated record. Gene Ontology annotation, molecular function: RNA polymerase II complex binding; chromatin binding. NCBI's taxonomy places the organism in Eukaryota, Viridiplantae, Chlorophyta, Mamiellophyceae, Mamiellales, Bathycoccaceae. The coding region runs from base 21 to 1322 and encodes 433 amino acids. Gene Ontology annotation, cellular component: Cdc73/Paf1 complex. Gene Ontology annotation, biological process: transcription elongation by RNA polymerase II. The transcript has a single exon.